Molecule: messenger RNA, 2806 nt
Organism: Ilyonectria robusta
Lineage: Eukaryota; Fungi; Ascomycota; Sordariomycetes; Hypocreales; Nectriaceae
Product: fungal-specific transcription factor domain-containing protein
Exons: 6
Coding region: 55-2469 (804 amino acids)
Biological process (GO): DNA-templated transcription; regulation of DNA-templated transcription
Cellular component (GO): nucleus
Molecular function (GO): DNA-binding transcription factor activity, RNA polymerase II-specific; zinc ion binding; DNA binding
Source: RefSeq, a predicted model, not a curated record
GACCGGAGACUGAGAUCGACAAAAAUUGAGAUCAAGGCCAAAGAAACCGACAUCAUGGCAGAAUCCCCAGUCCAAGAGACAUUCGUUGUCAAUAGGGAGGAACUUGCCACUCAGAACAAACAGCGUCCGGCAUGUACGGAAUGCCAGCGUAGGAAGCAAAAGUGCAACCGCGAAUGGCCCUGUGUCCACUGUUUGAAGCGCAAGGUCGCCGACCAGUGCCGCUUCAACCACGUCGAGUCCGCCGAAAAGGCGGCUUUUAACGUCAAGAAAAAGCGGCACCUCAGUGACGAAAGUGAGAGCCCUGGCACUGUCAAUGGGACUGGCGCUGGCACUGGCCACGGCGGAUCUGUCGGUCGGGGCGAGACUUUGACGCAAGAAGAAGCGUCUGGCUUCAAGGAACUGGGCUACAUGCCCUCCCAUCGUCUCUACCGCCUAGCCCUGAAUGACGACGAAGCCGAAGGCGGCCAGAAGUACAAUGGCGACCCAUCCAGAACCGUGUUGGCUCAGUUGACACGAGCCCUCACGGCUCUUCCCCCGCGGCCCUACACCGACAUCCUCGUUCAGACUUUCAAGGACAAUGUCAACUUCCACUACUACAUCCUCUACCCACCCGCCUUCCUCGAUCAGUACCGCUGCUGGUGGGCCGACCGUAUCGCCAAAAAGCCCCUGGAUCUGUCCUGGACGUGCCUGCUGCUCAUCGUCUGCGCCUGUACCGCCCAGUAUCUCGACGCGGAGACGCAAGAGCAGCUCGAGUCUGACCUAGGUGAGACGCCUCAGAACCUGACGAAUCGCUACCAGGCAGCCGCCCUGGAGCUUGGCAGCGUCGUGCCCUCCAGCGACAAGAACUUGGAGUACGUCCAGUAUCUACUGCACAUGUGCUACUGGUACAAGUCGGAGGCUCGCUUUGUUGAGUGUUGGCACACGCUCAACUCUGCUAUUCGUGAGGCCCAGGAACUGGGUAUUCACCGCGAGGAGGUCACCAGUCUUCUUCCCGAGUUUGAUCGGGAGAUGAGGAGACGUGUUUGGUGCAUCCUAGACACUUGGGACUGGCAAAUCUCCGGCUGUCUCGCUCGUCCCAUGAUCAUCGACAGGGACGAGUGCGACGUCGAGCUGCCCAGCCUCGCCCUGGAAAAGGACUGGCCGUCGCCCAUCCUGCACAUGAAGCUCCAGUCGAAGCUCAUCGGCCAGCUGUCAAAGAAAUACGGCAAGGCCGUAAAUCUCAUGGUCGCCACGCCUGCAGGCGCCCAAGAGUAUCGCCAACACCUCGAAAAUUGGCGCGCAACCUUCCCACCUCGAUACGACGGCGACAAGCCCGACAACUCGAUGGACAAGGACCACCCGUGGCUAAUACUGCACCGCCACUACCUCCAAACCAUGUCCUUGCUCAUGACCCUCGACCCUUUCAAGUCCUUCCUCACCCGGACGCCCGCGAAAGACGCAUCACAGGCCUGGAUGGAGGCCCGCAGAACUGGUAUCGACUACUGUUUAAAGCUGAUGAGCGCCCUCAGCGACUUCUUCACGCACCUUUACCCCCGAGACGCCAAGUUCCACUUUAUCCUCUUCUGCAUCUUCGACGUCUCGGCAAUCCUGUGUUCUGCCGUCCUUCACGACGAAGAGGGCGACCUCCCCCGCCGCAGCGAGGUGUACGAGAGCAUCACUUUGGCAGCCGACAUACUCUCCCAGCUCAACAGCGUCACCAAGUCGGCCAGAACCUGUCACGCGGUGCUCCAGAAGCUCAAGGCCAGACUACCGGACCGAAGACUACCCAGGAGAAAGCUGUCUAACCCGCCACCCAUGGCGCCCCCAAUGGCGUACCCAACGAAGAAACCGAAGCAGGAUGCUCAGCCGACGCCACUUAACCCUACCUCGAAUACUAGCGCGAGCAGUGUGCCGGUUGAGACGCUCUCAGUUAAAUCUUCCAGCAGCACGGCCGUGGCCCCUUCAGCCAGCGAUGUUGACCCUUUGCAAAGCAUCGAAUCUGCGACUCCUCCAACCGCAACAAUCAGCAAUAGCGGCGAUGGUAGCAUUCCAGAUGUCACCAGUGGACCUCAUGUCGCCGAAGGUCAUCAACUCCCCAGCAAUUUCCAUCUUCCCCAAACGGCUGAAAACCCCACCAAUUCCUACUGCACCAGCCUCCCGCCUCAACCCGAUUACACCCAGAACAACGACAUGGACGCAGCCAACGUCGAUGCCAACCCCGUCCAACAACACGAUUUCGGCAUCAACCCCGCCGACUUCUACAUCCCCCAACCCGUUGCACCCCAAGACUUUGCCGCUUCCUCCACGCCUCACAGCAGUAACUUUGAGGACCUAGGCUUCGGCAACAUCACCCAGAGCGACUUUGGCGACUUUGGCGAGAUGUGGAGAUGGUCCCAGCUGGAUCUCACCUACACUCCGCAGUUCAUGUGCCAGAACUCGCCACAGCAACCAGGCAAGGGCCAGGGUCAAGGCCGGGAUCAGCAGCAGUGACAUCUUUGGGCAUCGCAUCGAAUGUGAUCUUAUUAUGUUUCAUUUCGGAGAACCUGACGUUUCGGAAAAUAGCAAGGUCUACAAGGCCCUUUUGGCUGGUAUCUCAUGGAUCAUUGUGAAUUCAGGGAUGUACGUUAAUAAACAUGUCAAUUUCCCGGUGUCCCUUGCGAACUCGGUUGGCAUUUCUGAGAGACACCUCUCCGUCAACAUGUCUGGCUCAAUAAUGGGGCGAGCUCAUCUCUGGGCUCCUCUUCCGCCGGGUCUCAAUCGUCCCAAUACUCACAACGGGACCACCAACGCCAGUGCUAACGGAGCCCAGGUGAUAACAACCUCCGCC